This is a messenger RNA of Osmerus eperlanus (European smelt), 1777 nucleotides long. It is a transcript of the gene snap29, whose product is annotated as synaptosome associated protein 29. Gene Ontology annotation, cellular component: SNARE complex; plasma membrane. Lineage: Eukaryota; Metazoa; Chordata; Actinopteri; Osmeriformes; Osmeridae. Gene Ontology annotation, molecular function: syntaxin binding; SNAP receptor activity. The record is from RefSeq and is a predicted model, not a curated record. The coding region runs from base 100 to 873 and encodes 257 amino acids. The transcript has 6 exons. Gene Ontology annotation, biological process: synaptic vesicle priming; synaptic vesicle fusion to presynaptic active zone membrane; exocytosis.
CUUGCGACGUCACGCAACGUGACAGGAAGUAGUUCAUGCUUUGUAACCAGCUGAUAAAACGACAACACUCUGCCAGACGCUGAUCAAAGGUUUACAAAGAUGGCGUACCCCAAGUCCCAUAACCCCUUUGCAGAUGAGGAGGAGGAGGAAAGCGGGUCAAGCGGGGGGUUUGACGACCCAAGUUACCGUGGGCUGAGUGAGGCGGAGAGGAAGCAGAGAUACUUACAACAGGAAGUGAUGCACACAGCCAAGUCCGCUGUUGACAGCAGUCAGCGCUCCCUGGCUCUCAUCUACGAGUCUGAGAAGAUGGGCGUUGAGACUGCAGAAGAAUUGAUGCGUCAAGGAGAGGCUCUGAAAAGGUCUGAGCGGAUGGUGGACAACAUGGACCAGGACCUGAAGACCAGCCAGAAACACAUCAACAGCAUCAAGAGCGUGUGGGGAGGUCUAGUGAAUUACUUUAAGGCCAAGCCCGAGACCAAGCCAGAGCCGGAGCAACCUCCUUCCUACCAGGCGAGCGACAAAUUGCAGAAUGCCCUUGGCAGUAGUAAACAGCAUGAGGACAAAUACCAGGCCUGCCACCCCAACCUGAGGAAGCUUGACAAUGAAGGGUUUGGUGCCUCCGCGUCGGUGGAUGAUGGCUCGUCCAGGAGGAACGGCCACCCUCAGAACCAAUACCUCCAGAAUGCUCACAAGACUCUGGACAACAACCUCGAUGAGAUGUCAAUGGGCCUGGGCAGGUUGAAGAGUUUGGGACUGGGUCUCCAGUCUGAGAUUGAGGACCAGGACGUCUCUCUGGACAAACUCCUGGGGAAGGUUGACAAGAUGGACCUGAAGAUCAACAACACCAACCAGCAGUUAAAAAACCUCAAAUGAAAAAACACUCAGGACGGACUGACACAGAUCAAAGACCGACUGACCUAUCUGCCUAUCUAUCUGCCUACCUGGGUUCUAUAUUCCUGUACCAUAAACUCCCUAUCUUGGAUUUAGAUGUCUGUAAAUUGUAUUGCUUUCAGUCAUUCUUAUGAACAAGUAAGCCAUGAUAAUUUAUUUUACAGAUGGAAUAUCUAUACAUCCACUCAUUUGAUAAGACUGACAUGACAUUUUCCCCCAUAUGUAAAGUUACCAAUGUCUCUGGUCUGUGUUUUCUGGUAUAAAUAUGCUGCAGUCACAGCUGUUCUGUAGUGGAACGAUUCUGGAUUGUAUCACUCUGAUGUACACAUACCCAGCUUCUCUGUAAUCAUUGGCAUAGCCAGAAGGCGUCAGGAGGCGUACUGUCUGUAGUCCACCUCCCGGUCCUCUUUCCCAUUAUUACAGGGAAAGCAGUUAGAUAUGGUUGCCAUUGUGUUGUCUCUAUCCUCUCCUUAUUGGAUCAUCGAUGUGAUGAAGUAUAAGAAGAACCACACGUUUAGGCCUCUAGAAGCCUCCAGACCAUUUGCCUUAUGUAAUCUGUUUAGAGGCUUGUGUGAUUGAGGAUGAUGUCGAACUGUCACACUUAGAAUUAUGAACUUAAGUGCAGUUAUUCUAUGGAAAUUGCUGCUUCAAACUGAUCCACUUCUAUACCUACAUUUUAUGGAAAUAUCUAUCUUCAUUCGAUGUUUAUUUCUUAAUGUCUGUUUAUUUUGUUUGUUUGCUGUGUUGGAUGUAACAUGGAUAAUGGUUUGUGUGGAUAACAAGCUCCACAGGCUAAAUUAUUCAGAUUCGUCUAUGUUACCGUGGUUGUAGGCUACGUCAUUUAAGUACCUGAUGUAGAUUAAAAAGCCAAAUCACACAAACCUCA